This is a messenger RNA of Pseudonaja textilis, 13687 nucleotides long. The record is from RefSeq and is a predicted model, not a curated record. Lineage: Eukaryota; Metazoa; Chordata; Lepidosauria; Squamata; Elapidae.
AGACGGGCUGCGUGUGUGGAGUGGCCAGGCCUGGCUGACAAGCGUCUUUCUUUGUCUCUCCCUCUGCCCACUUUUAGGUCCCGGACGUGCCAGGUGCGAUGAACGCUGGCUGCAGGGCUGAUGAUGGAAGGCUGUGAUCUGCCGGUCAUCCUGGGCAAGGACCUUGGAGGUGCUGGGCCUCAGCACCAGCAGUGGACCGAGUUUGGCAGUGCUCGCCACCUCCCCGCUGCACCUGAUGGCACAGAGUCCCCGGCAGCCGGCCAGCUAGGCCAUGAGCCGGCUUCCUUGUGUGAGCGCUUGCCAGGAGGUGCGGCAGCCUCUGCUUGCAGCCCGGAGCCCAGCAGCAAGGAGGUCAGCUGUAAUGACUUUGCGGCCUCAAUUGCCAGUUUGCAGACCUACAUGGAGCCCCCCUGUCCCAGUGCCCAUCCUCUGCUCCCCCCGCAAGAGGACUGCGGGAGCAACACUGGCGGCGAGGAGGAGGAGGAGGAGGAGGACGAGGAGAGCGAUAUCGAGAAUCUGGCCGGAGAGAUCAUCUACCAGCCAGACGGCUCAGCCUACAUUGUAGAAAGUCUCAGUCAGCUGCUGGCAAACUCUGCUCUCGCCAUCCCAGGAGCUAAGUCAGGGGAGCCUGUUACAGCCGUGCCCCAAGUCUAUCCACAAAUCAUCAACACUUUCCACAUUGCCGCCUCCUUUGGGAAGUGGUUUGAGGGCCCCACCGAGGCCUUUCCCAGCACCUCCACCCUGGUGGGGGUCAGCCCCGUCCUGCACAGCUUCCGUGUCUUUGAUGUGCGCCACAGAAGCAACCGGGAUUACCUGAACAGCGACGGUUCUGCCAAAAGUUCCUGCGUAUCCAAAGAUGUUCCCAACAAUGUGGACAUGUCCAAAUUUGAUAGCUUUGUCCUCUACGGGAAGAGGAAGCCCAUCCUGAUGUGUUUCUUGUGCAAGCUCUCCUUCGGCUUCGUCCGCUCGUUUGUGACCCACGCGGUGCACGACCAUCGGAUAACUCUGAGCGAGGAGGAGCGGAAAAUUCUUAGCAAUAAGAACAUCUCCGCGAUCAUCCAAGGGAUAGGCAAAGACAAGGAGCCCCUUGUAAGCUUUCUGGAACCAAAAAACCAAAACUUUCCACACCCUUUAGUUUCCGCAACUGACCUCAUAAGCCCCGGACACAGUUUCUGUGGCAAAUUCAGUGGGAUUUGCGUGGAAGGGGAGCGGGGCUCCCAGAUUGGGAUUGCCAGCGCAAGCGACCAGCCCCAGACAGCAGACCUCGUAGCCCCGGGGGGCCUCUUAAACCUGGGGGGGCUGACGAGCUCAGCUCUGAAGACCCCAAUUACCUCAGUUCCCCUGGCUGCCCUCACCUCCAGCCCUCCUGCCUCCUCCAAAGGGAAAGGCCCGGGGAAGGCCAGCAAGGAUGCGCAGGGCAGCUGCUUGGCGGAGGCGGAAUUGGCUGGGGGGGAGGAGGAGGAGGAGGAAGAGGAGGAAGAGGCUGGCGGGGGUGGCAAAGGGCUGUUUCCACACAGGCUGGAGCAGGAUCCGGGGGAGAAACGUCCUGCCCCUGCUGAGCCCAGGUUGGGGCCAAGCAGUGACAGCAGGCGGGAGGAUCUUGCUCUCUCAAACCAAAGCAUAUCUCCCUUGAGGCCUAGCGGGCCCCAGGCGGUGUCGAGGAGCUUGGCUUCUUCGGCUUCUCCUUCGGCUUCUUCCUUUGCCUUUGAUGGUGCAGACAGGCGGAGUUGCUUCAGCUUUAAUCGGGAGGGCAGCCAGAGGCUGGACAUGGCUGAGGAAAGGGCCAACCGAGACGAUGCCCCGGGUCCAGAACCAAGCGAGAGCCUCGAGGGGGAGGACGGGCUCUGCGCCUCCCACCACCAGCACGGAGGACCCCUCUGUGAGCUGGGGGGUGAGGAGUGCCCCUCGGGGGGAGGGGUGGAGUGCCCCAAGUGUGACACCGUCCUGGGGUCCUCGCGCUCCCUGGGGGGCCACAUGACCAUGAUGCACUCGCGCAACUCCUGCAAGACCCUCAAAUGCCCCAAGUGCAACUGGCACUACAAGUACCAGCAGACGCUGGAGGCUCACAUGAAGGAGAAGCACCCCGAGCCGGGAGGGGCCUGUGCCUUCUGCCAGUCGGGGCAGCUGCACCCUCGGCUCGCCCGGGGUGAAAGCUACACCUGUGGCUACAAGCCUUUCCGCUGCGAGGUCUGCAACUACUCCACCACCACCAAAGGCAACCUCAGCAUCCACAUGCAGUCGGACAAGCAUCUCAACAACAUGCAGAACCUGCAAAACGGCAGCGGGGAGAAAGGCUUCAGCCACGCUGCGGGGGCCGUGGCCACGGCCACCACCAGCAAUAGUGGUGGUGGCUGUGGGGCCCCCUCCCCCACCAAACCAAAAAGUAAACCUACCUGGCGAUGUGAGGUGUGUGACUACGAGACCAACGUCGCCAGGAACCUCCGCAUCCACAUGACCAGCGAGAAGCACAUGCACAACAUGGUGCUGCUCCAGCAGAACAUGAGCCAAGUGCAGCCCAGCCAGCACCUGGGCCUGGGCAGCCUGCCCGCCGAAGCUGAGCUCUAUCGGUACUACUUGGCCCAGAACCUGAAGGUGGACAACAGCCCAGGCUCCGAGGCGCAGUUCCUGACAGGCAGCAGUUUCCAGGUGGAGCCCGCCAACACCGUGGCCUCCAUGGCCCCACCCCCAGUGGGGGAAGAGAUCUCUCUGGACCCACAGCUCGGGGGAGGGCAGCUGGUGUCCGAGGAACUCAUGAACCUGGAGGAGACCUUCACCCAGACCAGCGACCCCUCACUGAAGCUGUUCCAGUGCGCUGUGUGCAACAAGUUCACCACCGACGCCUUGGAUCUCCUGGGGCUGCACCUGAAUGCGGAGCGGGCCCUGCCAGAGGAGGAGUGGAAGGGGGCCACGGGGGAGGCCUACCAGUGCCGGUUGUGCCAUUAUAGCACGCAGCUCAAGGCCAACUUCCAGCUGCACUGCAAGACCGAGAAGCACCUGCAGAAGUACCAGCUGGUGGCGCACAUCAGGGAGGGUGGGAAGGCCAACGAGUGGCGCCUCAAGUGCGUGGCCAUCGGGAACCCGUUGCACUUGAAGUGCAAUGCCUGUGACUAUUACACCAACAGCCUGGAGAAGCUGCGCCUUCACACCGGCAAUUCCAGGCACGAGGCUAGCCUGAAGCUGUACAAGCACCUUCAGAACCACGAGAGCGGACUGGAGGGGGAAGGCUGUUUUUACCACUGUGUCCUUUGCAACUACUCCACCAAGGCCAAGCUCAAUCUUAUUCAGCACGUACGUUCCAUGAAGCACCAGCGAAGUGAAAGUUUGCUCAAGUUGAAGCGCUUGCAGAAGAGCCUUCCUGAGGAAGAGGACAACCUGGGCCAAAUCUUCACCAUCCAGCACUGCCGAACUGCUGACACUGAGGAGCUCACUGAAGAUGCGGAAGGACCUGACGAGGCGGCCAAAGAAAUGGAGAGCAUGGCUGACCCGGACCAGGCCAAGUGGGCAGCUCAAGGCCACCAGGCUGAGCAGGAGUCAGCAGAGCCCCCCUUCCCCUCCAAGCAGGCUUCAUUUUCAAGGCACUCGGCAUCACCUGUCCCCAAAUGGCCCAAGCCACCUGACGAAGCGGAGCUAGAGCAGGUGUACCAGUGCCCCUACUGCAAGUACAGCAAUCCAGAUGUCAACCGGCUGCGGGUGCAUGCCGUGACCCAGCACUCCAUCCAGCCGAUGCUCAGGUGCCCCCUCUGCCAGGACCUGCUCGGCAGCAAGCUCCACCUUCAGCUGCACCUCACCCACCUGCACAGCGUGUCUCCCGACUGUGUGGAGAAACUCCUCUUGACGGUGACCACACCAGAGGUGAUGAUGCCCAGCAACGUGUUCCUCCCAGCAGCAGCACCGGAUCGAGACGGGCAUGAGGAAUCCCUCCAGCAACCUGAGAGCUCGGAGGAAGAGGGCAGAAGCCUGCGGUUGCUGCCAGAGGCCAUGGGGCAUGGCAGCAGCGGAGUAAAGCCUGUAGCAUCCGAGCAGCCCAGUGCCAAAGAGGAGGCGGGAUUCUUCUGCUGGAAGAAGGGCUGUGGCCAGGGCUUCAAAAGCUCCUCGGCCCUCCAGAUCCACUUUAGCGAGAUGCAUGGCAAGCGACCACAGCUUCCCGUUUCUGAUCGCCACGUCUACAAGUACCGCUGCAACCAGUGCAGCCUAGCCUUCAAAACCAUAGAAAAGCUUCAGCUGCACUCCCAGUACCACGUCAUCCGGGCAGCCACCAUGUGCUGCCUUUGCCAGCGGAGCUUCCGCACUUUUCAGGCCCUUAAGAAGCAUCUGGAGACCAGCCACCUGGAUCUGAGCGAAGCCGACAUCCAGCAACUGUACGGUGGGCUGCUGGUCAAUGGAGAACUGUUGGCCAUGGGUGACCCUUCCUUGGCUGAGGACCACACCAUGGUGACGGAGGAGGAGAAAGAGGAGGAGAACAGCGACCAGGAAGACAAGCAGAGCCGUGCAGGAAGUGACUGUGGGUCCCUACAGGAAGACUCUGGCUCAGAACCUAAACGGGCUCUUCCCUUCCGGAAGGGCCCAAAUUUCACCCUAGAAAAAUUCCUGGACCCAGCCCGCCCAUAUAAGUGCACCGUUUGCAAAGAAUCCUUCACGCAGAAGAACAUCCUUCUGGUCCACUACAAUUCGGUUUCUCACCUGCACAAGCUGAAAAGGGCCCUUCAGGAGUCUUCCGCCAGCCAGUCCGAGGCCACCAGUAGCCCUGACCACAAGCCCUUCAAGUGCAGCAUCUGCAGCGUGGCCUACAGCCAGAGCUCCACCCUGGAGAUCCACAUGCGCUCUGUGCUGCAUCAGACCAAGGCACGAGCAGCUAAGCUGGAAGCAGUCAGCGGCAGUGGCCACAGCAAUGCAUCCCUGGGCUCCUCCAUGAUCAGCCCCCUGGGUGUCAGCACCAUGAGCCUAUUCUCCUCUUCCUCCUCCUCUGCCGCCCAGAGCAACAUAAGCACAGGUAGCACUGGCUCUGCUCCACCCCUCCUCAGCCAGGCUUCCUGUGACACCACAGGGCAGCCCCCUCUGAACCUCCCCAUGGGUACCGGCCACCCACCUGCAGCCCCCUUGAGCCCUUCAGAAUCUAAAGAGACCAAUCGUAAGGAGACAGGAGAUGCGCUGGCAUGCCACCAGCCACUGCCCCCACUGCCAUACUCUUUGGUGCAGGCCCAGCUGCAGCAAGAGCUGCAGCAGCAGGCGUCGCUUCUGCAGGCCCAGCUUUUCAACCCGGCGCUCUUGCCCCGCUUCCCCAUGGCCCCGGAGGCUCUCCUGCAUCAGCAGCAGCAGCAGCAGCUACUCUUCCCCUUCUAUCUUCCCAGUGCCGAGUUGCAGCUGAACGCCGAGGUGAGCUUGCCGGUGACCAAUGGCACCCUGAUGCUGACAGGCAGUGGGCCAGGCCUGCUGGAAGACCUGGAAGCCCAGCUUCCACAGCCAAGCCACCCGCAGGUGCAGCCGCAGCUUCCACUGUCCCAACCUCCGUGCGUGCUCCUCCCAGCAAGCUUGCCCCCAGACAAGAAGGCCAAGUCUGUGGGGAAAGAAAAGGAGGCCCAGCGGGAUCAGGAGGUGGCAGAGAAGGGCGGCCGAAGCCCCCUCUGCCCAGAGCCCCCAACCGAGGCCAGCAAGGCCCAAGAGAAGGCUGACCUAGUGGGGGCCACAGAAGCAGCUGGAAGCAGCCCUGGGGAGGCGCUCCGGCUCCCUCCUCGCAUUGCUGCAGAUGCUCGUGGCAACGCCACCAAAGCUUUGCUGGAGAACUUUGGGUUUGAGCUGGUCAUUCAGUACAACGAGAACAAGCAGAAGGCAGUUGGGAGGGCUGAGCAGGCCAACAGCCUGGAGAGGCUGGAAUGCGAGUCCUGCAGCAAGUUCUUCUCCAACGUGCUCAUCCUGAAGACCCACCAGGAACACGUCCACCAGCACUAUCUCCCCUUCCAGCAGCUGGAAUGGUUUGCCCAGCAGUACCGAGAGCACUACGACCAGCUCUACCCACUGCGGCCACUGACGCCUGAGCUGGCCCCCCCGCCCCCUCCUGCGCCCGCUCCUGCUGUGCCUGCUGCCCCCUCCCAGCCUCCUUCCACGCCCACCCUGCAGGCCUCAGCCCCACCCAUGACCUCUCCCUCCGUCACACCCACCCAGCCUUCCUUGCCCCUCACGCAGCUCCCCAUGCCCAUGGAUCUGCCUCUCUUCUCACCACUCAUGAUGCCAACCAUGCCUUUGCAAGCCCUGCCGGCCCAGUUACCGCCCCAGCUUGCCCCUGUCGACUCUUUACCUGCAGAGCUGGCUCAGCUGUACCAGCAUCAACUCAACCCAGGCCUUUUGCCGCAGCAGCAGCAGCAGCAGCAGAACAAACGACCACGGACACGAAUCACCGAUGACCAGCUCCGGGUCUUAAGGCAGUAUUUUGACAUCAACAAUUCCCCAGGUGAGGAGCAGAUCAAGGAGAUGGCAGAGAAAUCUGGUUUGCCCCAGAAGGUGAUCAAGCACUGGUUUCGAAAUACGCUUUUCAAAGAGCGCCAGCGCAACAAGGACUCACCGUACAACUUCAGCAACCCCCCAAUCACCAGCCUGGAGGAUCUGAAAAUGGACUCCCGGCCAUCUUCUCCAGAGCCUCAGAAACAUGAGUACUGGGGAAGCAAAAGAUCCUCCCGAACUCGCUUCACGGACUACCAGCUUCGGGUGCUGCAGGACUUCUUUGAUGCCAAUGCCUAUCCAAAGGAUGACGAGUUUGAGCAGCUUUCCAACCUGCUAAGUCUCCCAACGCGGGUGAUUGUGGUGUGGUUUCAGAACGCUCGCCAGAAAGCCAGAAAGAAUUAUGAGAAUCAGGGGGAAGGCGGCAAAGAUGGAGAGCGACGGGAGCUGACAAACGACCGAUACAUCCGAACGAGCAACCUGAACUACCAGUGCAAGAAGUGCAGCUUGGUCUUCCAGCGCAUCUUUGACCUGAUCAAACAUCAGAAGAAGCUCUGCUACAAGGAUGAAGAUGAAGAUGGGCAGGAGGACAGUCAGAACGAAGACUCCAUGGACGCUACGGAGCUCCUGACUCCCAGCAGUUCCUCCUGCAGCACCCCAAUGCCUUCCCAGGCUCAUGGCACACCCGCCUCUUCUGCCAGUGCAGCCUUUCUGUCACAGAGUACCACUGAGGCAGACAGUGAUUGCCCUGCUGCCUAUCAGUCUAAAACAAACGCUACUGAUGAGAAACCAAAGCACCCUGAGCCUUCAAGUAUGCAACAAAGCCCAACUUCAGAGAAGCAACGGCAACCAAAGCAAGACGGGCAGCUGCCACUGCAGGACCAAGGAGAGCCGAAGCUGAGCUCCGUGCACCCAAAGGUCUCCCCACCCCUCCAGCAGCAGCUGGCCCACCCUCUCCAGGGUGGCCUGCCCCAGGCAAGCCCUCCUCCUGCCCAGCUGCCUCUCAAGCCCCUGACCACGCCGAGUGCCCAGCAGCUGGCCAGCUUGCCUCCCCAGCUUGUCCCGUAUCAGUGUGAGCAGUGCAAGCUGGCCUUCCCUUCAUUUGAGCACUGGCAAGAACAUCAGCAGCUGCAUUUCCUGAGCACUCAGGGCCAGUUUCUCCAUUCUCAGUUCCUGGACAGGACGCUUGAUCUGCCCUUUAUGCUCUUUGACCCCAGUAACCCGCUGCUGGCUAGCCAGCUGCUCUCUGGGACCCUCUCCCAAUUGCCCACAAGCUCAGCCACCCCACCCUCUACCCCAACUGCUACCAUGAGCACCCUGAAGAGGAAGCUGGAGGAGAAAGCCAGCGUCAGCCCCGUUGGGAAUGAUGGCAGCGCUGGUAGAGAGGAGCCGCAGCGGGAUAAGCGCCUCCGGACGACUAUCACCCCUGAGCAGCUGGAAGUGCUGUACCAAAAGUACCUCCUGGAUUCCAAUCCUACACGGAAGAUGCUUGACCACAUUGCCCAUGAAGUAGGCUUGAAGAAGCGCGUAGUGCAGGUGUGGUUCCAGAAUACACGGGCCCGGGAGAGGAAAGGGCAGUUCCGAGCUGUGGGGCCUGCUCAAGCCCAUCGUCGGUGUCCUUUCUGCCGGGCCCUCUUCAAAGCCAAGACCGCCCUGGAAGCACAUAUCCGAUCUCGGCACUGGCAUGAAGCCAAGCGGGCAGGAUACAACCUGACCUUGUCAGCCAUGCUCCUGGAUUGUGAAGGAGGAGGGGGGCUUGUGGGGAAGGGAGACCUCUUUGACAGGGCCAACUUUGCACAGCUGCCUGCCCCUGGCAGUAGCAGUGACAGCCAGGGAAUUCCCCUCUCCCCAGGCAGCAAAUCUCUAGAGCUGUCCCCUCAGACCCUGCUGAGCCCGUCCUCCAUCAAAAUGGAAGGCAUGGAAGACUUGGAGAGCCCCUCAGUGUCCUCUGUGCACCUGAGCUUUGACCCAGCCAAACUGGACAAUGAUGACUGCUCCUCCGUCAACACAGCCCUCACAGACACAACUACAGGUGACGAGGCCAAUGCAGACAAUGACAGUGCCACAGAGGCCAGAGGGAGCUUGGGGCCAGGUGAGAGCCUGGCCAAGGCUGCCCUGUUAGCCAUGUCUGAGUACGAAGACAGGCUCUCCUCGGGCCUGGUGAGCCCCGCUCCCAGCUUCCACAGCAAGGAGUACGACAACGAAGGCACCGUGGAUUACAGCGAGACAUCAAGCCUGGCGGACCCUUGCUCUCCUAGCCCAGGCACGAGUGGCUCAGCGGGCGGCAAGUCCAGGGAUGUGGGUGACCGGCCAGGGCAGAAGCGUUUCCGGACACAGAUGACCAACCUUCAGCUGAAAGUCCUGAAGACCUGCUUUAGCGAUUACAGGACGCCCACUAUGUUGGAGUGUGAGAUUCUGGGCAAUGAUAUUGGGCUGCCCAAGAGAGUUGUCCAGGUCUGGUUCCAGAAUGCCCGAGCCAAAGACAAGAAAUCCAAGCUCAACAUGGCCAAGCAUUUUGGCAUUAAUCAAACUGGCUACGAGGGGCCAAAAACAGAGUGCACUUUGUGUGGCAUCAAGUACAGUGCCCGCCUGUCUGUUCGUGACCAUAUCUUCUCUCAGCAGCACAUCUCCAAAGUGAAAGAGACAGUUGGGAGCCAGCUGGACAAAGAGAAGGAGUAUUUUGACCCAGCCACCGUCCGCCAGCUGAUGGCACAGCAAGAGCUGGACCGAAUCAAGAAGGCCAAUGAAGUGCUUGGCCUGGCUGCUCAGCAGCAAGGCAUGUUUGACAGUUCCCCUCUGCAGGCUCUAAACAUUCCUGCCAACUACCCAGCAGCCCUUCAAAGCAUCCCUCCUGUCCUGUUGCCAGGUUUGAACAGCCCAUCCCUGCCUGGCUUCACUCCUUCCAAUACAGCUUUAACGUCUCCCAAACCUGCCCUGAUGGGUCUGCCGGGCACAAGCGUCCCCUCGCCUGGCCUCCCCACCUCAGGAUCUCCAAAUAAGACGGCCUCCCUCAGCUCCCCCCCGCCAGCACAAACUUCCGUGGGCUCUGCACUGCCCCUCCCACUGCAGAAGGACAAGGAGAGCGAGAAGGCGAAAGAGAAGGAGCGCGCCCCCAAGGCCAGGGGGGAGGCCCUGCCAGGCCCCAAGAAGGACAAAGGGGAGGCACCCAACCCUGCCCUGGCCUUCCCCGCCACGGGGCCUGCCCUGGAGUACUCGGUGGAGCCUACCCAGCUGCAGGCCCUGCAGGCGGCCCUCAACACGGACUCCAUGGCCUUGCUGACUAGUCCCUUCCUGCCGUAUUUUGUGCCCGGCUUCUCUCCUUACUAUGCUCCUCAGCUCCCAGGGGCCCUGCAGAGCGGAUACCUCCAGCCCAUGUACAGCAUGGAAGGGGUCUUCCCCUACGGCCCGGCCCUGUCACAGGCCUUGCUUGGUGUGUCCCCGGGCACUCUGUUGCAGCACUACCAGCAAUAUCAACAGAGCCUCCAGGAGGCACUGCAACGGCAAGCGCAGCUGCCCCUGCCCAGAGGCAGCCAGCCCCCCAUCCCCGCAGAGGGCCCCUCUCCUGAAAAAGGCCCUGCCAAAGAACCCCCCAAGCCAGAAGAGCAGAAGAAAACCUCCCGCGAGGGGUCCCCCCGAGGAGAGCCCACCACAGGAAGCAGUAAUGCCCCGGACUCCCUCUGUGACCCCUUCAUUGUCCCCCCGGUGCAGUACAGACUGGUGUGCCGGAAAUGCCAGGCCAGAUUCGGGAGUCAGGAGGCGGCUGACGUGCACCUGAAAUCCCUCUGCUGCUCCGGCCAGUCGGCGGGGACUCUGCCUGAGGUGGCGCUUCAGGUGCUUGCUGGCGGGGGCGGCUCCUACCAGUGUGUGGUGUGCGAGAGCACGGUGUGUGGGGAAGAGGCCCUCCGGCAGCAUCUCGAAUCUGCCCCCCACAGACAUCCGACAGUCCCCCGAGCAGCAGCCAGAAACGCCAAAGAGCACCCCAGUCAAUUACCUCACUCUGCCUGCCUCCCUGACCCGAGCACCGCAUCUACCUCGCAGCCCACCGCUCACCCCAAGAACGGCCCCCCGCCCGCCGCUCUUCCCCCUGCCUCCCAAAAGCCCUGGCCUCCGGCAGCCUCCCCUCCAGGGAAGCCCCCGCCUCUCUCCUCAUCUUCAACGGUUACCUCAAGCUCAUGCAGCACCUCAGGGGUUCAGCCCUCUCUGAUGCCAAGGAAAUUCUCUUCGGAGGAGUCUGACUCGGGCCACGGGCUGGAGGCCGGGGGGCCGGUAGAGCCCAGCCCCCCCCCCGGGACAGCAGCCUCCCCAGCGUGGACCCUUUUCGAUUGUAAGCUUUGAAGACAGACCCUUGCAAAAUGGAUCUAGAAAUACCCAACCGGUUUCAGAAAUAGACUAACUGCAAUUCCAAAGCUUCUAACCAAAAAAGAAAAACCAACGGAGAGAGAGAGAGACGCCUGGGUGGCUUUCCCAGAGGCCAAUGCUGGCAGCUCGGCUUGCCUCUGGGCAGCCGAAGGAUUUGCUGUGGCUCUCUCAAAGGUGGCUGUGCCCCCCAGGAAUCAGCCCCCCACCCCCGCACAACCCCCUCCAGAGCGCAGUGGAGGCCAGCAUAACAACUCUGUGGGAAAGCAGGCCACCCGGGACCAUUUUAAAUUUCUUGCUAUCUUCAGAUACCAAUGGCUUGCUUGCUAAAAGGAAAAAAGAAAUGUAACGUCUUUUUAUUCUCAGGUCAAUCGCUCACACUUUGUUUGGUUUUCAGAAUCAUUGUUUUAUAUAUAUAUAAUUAUAUAUAUAUAAUUUCUUUUUUUGGUUUUGAUUUUUUCCAAGAAAAGGUUUUUUGUUGUUAAUUUAAAAAUGGGCAGAAAGUAUUGAAGAGACAAACAAUGUGAACUAAGUUAGCUUUCUGGGGGUUUUAGGGGUAUCUUUUCUGCUGAAGCCAAUUUCAAGGGGGCCAUUCAGCCCCCCCCCUUUUUCAGAAAAGAAAACACACAGAGUGUUAAGGACUUGGGAGUUUUAAACAACUGACUUUCUGUAUUUAUGAUAGAUAUGACCAUUUUUGGUGUUGAGUAGAUUGUUGCAUUGGAAAUGAACUGAAGCAGUAUGGUAGAUUUAAAGACACCCCCCUUUUUGUGUAUGUUUAGCUUUUGUAUAUGGUCCAGCUGGCGGCUUCUCAUUCAAUGUUGUCUCGUCCAUUCCUGUCCUGGCCAGAUGGAGGCCCCGUCUGACUCGCCGCAGUUUCUCCGUCCAUCCCUCCAUCCCCAGGCCAUCCCGUCAUAAGCUUCCACUUAUCAGUCGCUGCCUUCAUUUCUCAGAGGGUGGCCACAAAGUUAUUUUAUAAAAAUAAAGGAAAAAACUCAAAGGGUUCAGAGGGGUCAGUGGGAUCCCUUUCAAAAUAUUUUAGUUGGGAGCUCAACACUUUCUAAGGUGUAUUCCUGUCCGUUAUGCACUUAGCUCUCUCCCUCUCCCUCCCUCCCUCCCUCCUUUUGGCUUCCUUCCCUCCCUAUGUAAAGGCUCCAUUUCGGAAGGGUCCGCCCUUGUUUCUCUGUCUGUCAUUAGGACACCCUUUUUCCUCUUGAAGGAUUUUUUGAGGUUAGGGCAAGUGGGUGGGCGGGCUGUUUUUUCCUUUUGUUUACUUUGUUUCUCUUCUCUAGAAGAAGUUCAUGCUUUAAAUAAAAUCCAAAGACAAACCCUUUCAACCCCUGGUGCAGAACGAGCAAAAAAGGCCUCUUUUGAGGAUUUGUUUCUCUUUUAGCCACAAGACUCCAUUUGACCAAUAAACUUUACGUGAAUGAAAGAGCCUCUGUGCUUCUCCUGCCAGUACCCGGCCCUGAGCUUGGACAGACCAGUGGGGUGUUUUUAUGGGGUGCUGUGCUGAGAAGUGAGGAGGGUGGGGCGGCUGGAGAGCCAUACCCCAAAUCUUCUUCUCUGAUCCUCUCCUGGGAAGGGGAAUUGGCAUCGCUGCCAGGCUGAGUUUGCAGUCAGGUGUUUGGAGCCCAGUGCCGCCAGGUCUGCGUGCCAUACCCCGCACCCCGAUGCUCUGCCAAUAGGCCUGCCCCACUUUCAUCUUCUGGCGCCAGCCUCCCCCACCCACCCGCUCGUGGAAGGGGGCUCUGGGAGAGGCAACAACCUCCCUGCUGCCUCUCUCUUAGCUGCUUGUAGCUUGAGGGAGGAUCCCUGGUUGCACAUGCGUGGAAAGCCUGGUCCUGAGAGUCCCUCUGCCCCAGUGGCAGCCUGGGGCCCCCCGCACAGCCCUCUUUCUAGAGCUGAAGCUGUGCAGAUAGGGCUCCUAUGCUUUGAGUUGGUGUGUUACUGUUGAACAUUACUUUGUAUCCUGAGGCUUUUCAUUUCAUUUCUGGUUCUUUGUGUGGGAUAUACCUUGCUAGUUGAACACUCGUGUUUCCUGGCCAGUUUGGGGUCUGCUUGCUUUGACAUCUUUGGCCUCCUUUCUUUGUUCUGCCCUAGUUCCCUCCUCCUGCUCUCUUCUCCUGUCCUGGCUUUCCUCCCUCUGCGUGGGGCAUGCCCAGGUCCUUCCCAGUCUUCUGGCUGCAGAAGAGAGGCCUCCAUCCUGGAAGCAGUGUCGUCCCCAGCAGGGCAGUGGCAAGCAUUGAGCAGGCUCCUGGCCUGAGCCAAGCUAAGGUCUACCGUGAUUGCACCUCACCCUCUGGGACACUGGAGAGGGUUCAUGGACCCUCAGGAGGAGCAAGCAGCUAUGGCAGUCCUGGCCUCCCAAGAGGGCUGAGGCUCCUUCUGCCUCUGAGCCCCUCUGUCUGAUGGGAGAAUCCAAGCCAGAGGCCAGGAGUGGUCUGGCCCAGGAACAUUAACAUGUGGCUGGGUCCAAGGGGGUGCCCAGCUGGCCAACAGAAAUGGCCUUCCUGGACCACCAGGGCCUUAUUCCAAGUGGCCUUGGGGACACGAGGAAAUGGAACUCUUGCUGGUUGGUUGGUUGGUUGUCUAGAUGGAUGGAUGGCUCUGAAAAUCCUGCCCACUGUGAAACACAUAAUUUUUUACUAUUUUUUCAUUACUUUGGUUGGGGGGAGGGGGGGCAAGUCUGGAUAAAACAGAAAAUAUAUAAAUGAGGUGAAAUCUCUAAACAGCCUUUGCAAUGUACAAAAACUAGAGCAAGUGAAACCAAAAAUGACGUUCUUGGUGUUUUUCUAUAAUGUUGUCUUGUUAGCUUUUUUGUUACUGUAAUAAUGCUGAUCUCAAAUUGUACCAAAAUACAUAGAGAUGGACAAAAGCAGAACCACACAGAACUCUAAAA